This is a messenger RNA of Ipomoea nil (Japanese morning glory), 1550 nucleotides long. RefSeq names its product shikimate O-hydroxycinnamoyltransferase-like. The record is from RefSeq and is a predicted model, not a curated record. Gene Ontology annotation, molecular function: acyltransferase activity, transferring groups other than amino-acyl groups. The coding region runs from base 36 to 1439 and encodes 467 amino acids. Lineage: Eukaryota; Viridiplantae; Streptophyta; Magnoliopsida; Solanales; Convolvulaceae. The transcript has 2 exons.
UUGCCACAAGAAGAACAACUAAGAAAAUAAAAACUAUGGCUUCUAACAGCAACUUCAACGUGAGCGUGACGAAGAAUGAGGUGGUAGCAGCGGCGCUGCCAGUGCAAGAGCCGCAUUAUCUCCCACAUUCCAACCUCGACUUGCUCUUGCCUCCUGUCGACGUCGGGGUUUUCUUCUGUUACCAAAAACCUGCGGCGGCUUCGGCUCAAACCACGACCGAAGAACAUGCGACUACGUUUGGUUGGAUGGUGAAUACUCUCAAGGCGGCCUUGUCUGAGGCGCUGGUCUCCUUCUAUGCGCUGGCCGGAGAGGUGGAGCAAAACCUCGCCGGAGAACCGGAGCUGAUUUGCAAUAACCGAGGCGUAGAUUUCGUCCAAGCAUUUGCUGAUGUGGAGCUCAGAAAACUGAACUUGUAUAAACCUGAUGACAGCGUUGAAGGCAAGCUCGUUCCCAAGAAGAAGCAAGGCGUCCUUUCCGUUCAGGCUACAGAACUGAAAUGCGGAGGAAUAGUGGUGGCAGUUAAGUUUGAUCAUCGGGUGGCCGAUGCCUACUCUGCCAACAUGUUUCUGGUAUCUUGGUCGGAAAUAGCUCAGGCGAAGCAACUAUCUCAGCUACCAUGUUUCCGGCGAUCAUUUCUUUUCCCACGGCGCCCCGCCCACUACGAUCUCUCCCUCGACAACAUGUACGUACCAAUCUCAUCACUCCAACCGGAGGCAGUGGAAGAACCCAAGAUAAGCCGCAUAUACUGUGUCGCCGCAGAACAAAUCAGGGAGCUCCAAUCACAAGCCAACCAUUACUCCGCGGACGAAUUAAAACACCCAAGGAGGACGAAGCUCGAAGCAUUCUGUGCCUUCCUAUGGAAAACAGUUGCCUCAGGGAAGAGUCGCCGGAAUUUCAAGAAUUUCAAGUUGGGGAUCGUGGUAGACGGGAGGACUAGACUAAGCAUCGGCGACGAAAAUAAGGCCAAAUUUUUACAAGGGUACUUCGGAAACGUUCUUUCGUUUCCAUUUGAAGAGAAAACGAUUAAAGAACUGAGAGAAAAGCCGUUGAGUUGGGUGGCAUCCGCCGUGCACGAGUUCUUAGAGGAAGCUCUGACGGGGGACCAUUUCCUUGGGCUAAUAGAUUGGGUGGAGGCUCACCGCCCCGAGCCGGCCAUACCGAAAGUACACGACUGCGUUGACGGAGCGGCGUUGGUGGUGUCGUCGGGGCAGCGGUUUCCGGUGAGAAAGAUAGAUUUUGGUUGGGGGAAGCCGGCGUUUGGAUCGUAUCAUUUUCCGUGGGGUGGGCAAUCGGGAUACGUAAUGCCGAUGCCAAGUCCGAAAGGGAACGGAGAUUGGAUUGUUUACAUGCAUCUGCAGAAAGAGAAGGUGGAAUUGAUAGAGACUUAUGCCUCACACGUCUUCAAACCUUUUACUUCAGAUCAUCUCAACUUCAAUUGAUCAUCCACCACCGUCGAUCUCCAUCUCAUCAUUCAUAAUUCAGUCUCGUUAUACAACAUAAUAUAUACAUUAAAUAAGUGUAAUGUAAAGACUUGUAAUAAUUUUUUUAAA